Molecule: messenger RNA, 1011 nt
Organism: Ambispora gerdemannii
Lineage: Eukaryota; Fungi; Glomeromycota; Glomeromycetes; Archaeosporales; Ambisporaceae
Source: the annotation of a GenBank genome assembly
AUGGCAAAAAAAGCUAGAAAAGAUUUUGCAAAUACAAAAUUCUAUCUAGCCAAAAAUCACUUUCCGAAUGACAAUAUGCUUGUCGACGAAUCAAGCAAUCCUCACGAAAAUAAACGAUUAAAAGUCACAACGGCAUGCGAUACUUGCCGUCAGCGAAAAGCUAAAUGUGACGGUGGUUCUCCCUGUGCUAAUUGCGAAAGAGAAGGAUAUCAAUGCACUUUUCCUGAUGCUUCAACAAAACGACCUAGAGGACCACCUAAAGGAUUCCUUGUGGAUAUAGGAGAAAAACUACAGUCCAUAGAAUCUUUGGUUAAGGAACUAAAACAAGAACAAACAAACAAGGAGACGGGUAAUCGUCGAAAAUAUAAUAACACUAACUAUACACCUAACACUCCACCAGUUGAUGGGAAUUCUCUAUUAGAACCACAAGAGUCUUUUGGCGAUGACCUCGGUAGCGAUGACGAAGAGGAUGUUCAAAAGAAUUUAACAGAUUUCACUGACAAUAAUUAUCAGGAUAGCACUCUACCACAUCAGCCUGGCUCAUACUCAGAGCCAGAGAUACCAAGUUCUUUACCACAAAUUACUCCUCCGCCACAAGAUAUCGUGAAUCAACUCUUGGAAAAGUUUUUCACGCAUUUUUAUCCGUGCUUUCCGAUAAUAGAUCGAACACAACUUUGCCAGCAAUUGCAAAGUACUGACAAUCAGCCAUCACCGUUACUCAUGAAUGCUAUUUACGCUGUUGGCGCCUCAUAUCCACCAAUAUUACAGGACUCUUAUAAUCCAACGACAUUCUAUGAACUUGCAAAAAAUUUAUUGGAUUAUUUCCUCGAUGCGCCAAGGCUAUCUACAGUGCAAGCCUUGAUCUUACUAUGCAUGGUUGAUCAAGGAAAAACAUCGUCUUAUCGACCGCAAUCUUAUUCUUUCAUGGCUAUUCACAUGGCUCAAAAUAUGAGACUUAAUCGAAAAAACGGUGCUAUCUAUCAGAGCAAUAAUAAACAUACCAAGAAAUUA